Molecule: messenger RNA, 4588 nt
Organism: Gasterosteus aculeatus aculeatus (three-spined stickleback)
Lineage: Eukaryota; Metazoa; Chordata; Actinopteri; Perciformes; Gasterosteidae
Source: RefSeq, a predicted model, not a curated record
GAAAGGCUUGCGGUGGCACUAGCGCUGCAGGCUUCACGGAGCGACCGUCUGUACGCUGAGGGAGCCAUGUUGAUGCCUGGUUCUGUGUCAACCGCUGCACUUUGGAUGGUUAAAGGACUGCGUCUCAAGGCCGGGGAGCCUUAUCGGUGAUUCCAGCAUCGCUAUGAGAAGAGAAGAGCGGCUUGGGAUGGUACACGCAGCGUCCGAGGAGAGCCUCUCUUAGGUCACGCGAUUGAUUCAUAGCAAGUGGAAGUUGAUGCUAGUUAGCCCGAUAGCUAGGUAGCAACAGCUGUGCGGGCGCUGAGUGGGAUGAGCCGUGUGGGCUAACACAACAUCGUAUUUUAUUUUUCUUGCUUUCCGUCGGGCUAACGUUAGCUGGACUGCCCGAGGACUCGGCUAACAACAACGGGGCCCGAUGGGUUCGGCGUAAGCUCGCGUUAAGUUGCCUUCGUAAAGCUAGGCAAGUGCUAGCUAACGUUAGCAUGCUGCCAGUCGACUCGCAUCUCUAGUCACGACCAACAGUUGUUACCUGAGUGGACCGGAGUCGACCGCUUACCACCGGAGCACCGUGUCGCGUUGUUCAAAAGCACCCCGGCCCCGAGUGGAGCUAUGGCGAUACACCCGGACUCAGUGGAAAGCUACCGAUUCGCUCGCCCAGCGGCGGCUAACUGGCUAGCAGCGUAACUUUCCUCUUCACGGAGUCUCACGGAAGCUGCGGAGCGCCCCCCCUCCCUCCUCCACACCCCGUACUUACCCGUCGUUAGCCGACAGCCCCCGUUACCCGAAGCAAGCUGGCGGCCCUCCGAGUAGAAGCCGAGGACAAGGAGCUGGGGCCGAUGGCCUGGGUGCUGAAGAUGGACGACGCCAGCAUAGAGUCGGGGCUGGUGCACGACUUUGACGCCAGUCUGUCGGGAAUCGGCCAGGAGCUGGGGGCCGGAGCCUACAGCAUGAGCGAUGUGCUGGCUCUGCCAAUCUUCAAGCAGGAGGACUCCAGCCUGCCUCCCGAAAGCGAGACCAAAAACCCUCCAUUCCAGUAUGUGCUGUGCGCUGCCACCUCGCCUGCUGUCAAGCUGCACGACGAGACGCUCACAUACCUGAACCAAGGCCAAUCUUACGAGGUGCGCAUGUUGGACAACAGGAAGCCAGAAGAGCUGCCCGAGCUCACCAAUAAGAUGGUGAAGAGCAUAGUGCGUGUGGUGUUCCAUGACCGCCGGCUGCAGUACACAGAGCACCAGCAGCUGGAGGGCUGGAAGUGGAAUCGUCCGGGCGACCGUCUCCUUGACAUCGAUAUCCCCAUGUCAGUGGGCAUCGUGGAGCCGAAGACUCACCCCUCGCAGCUCAAUGCCGCGGAGUUCCUGUGGGACUUGAACAAAAGAACUUCUGUGUUUGUGCAGGUGCACUGCAUCAGCACAGAGUUCACUCCCAGGAAGCACGGCGGGGAGAAGGGCGUCCCCUUCAGGAUCCAGUUGGACACGUUUGCCCAGGGAGACGCCGGAGAGUACACAGAGCACCUCCACUCCGCAUCCUGCCAAAUCAAAGUCUUUAAGCCAAAGGGGGCGGACCGCAAGCAAAAGACGGACCGGGAGAAGAUGGAGAAACGCUCUCCUCAAGAGAAGGAGAAGUACCAGCCUUCUUAUGAUACCACUAUCCUGUCAGAGACGAGGCUUGAACCCAUCAUAGAGGAUGCGGGUGACCACGAGCUGAAAAAGUCCAGCAAGCGGACACUUCCCGCUGACUGUGGCGACUCCUUGGCCAAGAGAGGCAGUUGCUCGCCGUGGCCAGACGCCUACGUCAGCCCCAACCAGGCAGCUACUCCCUCCUUUGCCUCCACCCCCCUGUCCACCUACACAACAUCCUCCAUACCGGACAGUGAGUCGUCCUCACCCAAUCACCAGGCAGACCCUGUCAGCCUCGGCAACUCGGAGGUCAGCCUCCACGCUUCUCUCCUGUAUGACUUGGUGGAAAGGCAGCUGAGCCCCACGGCCACCAUACAGGACGCACAGAAGUGGCUGCUGAAGAAUCGCUUCAACUCCUACGCGCGGCUGUUCUCUCACUUCUCAGGUUCUGAUUUGUUGAAACUAACCCGGGAUGACCUGGUCCAGAUUUGUGGGCCGGCAGAUGGGAUCAGACUCUUCAAUGCACUUAAAUCCAGGUCAGUGCGUCCCAGGUUGACGGUGUACGUCUGUCAGGAGUCCCCCCAGGAGAGCCCCCUGCUGGAGAGACACGCCACCAGUGAAAACGGAGAACACAGCAUUCCCUCUAGUUUACACGUGUAUCAUGCUCUGUACCUGGAGGACCUCACAGCUGCAGAACUGAUCCGCAAGAUGGCGUGUGUGUGCAACCUUCCACUGGGGACGAUCAACCAGGUGUACAGGCAGGGUCCGACGGGCAUACACAUCAUGCUCAGUGACCAGAUGGUUUACAACUUGCCCGACGAGAGCUGUUUUUUGAUCAGCACUGUCAAAGAUGAACUGGGCGAAGGACUCCAUCUGAUCCUGAAGUAGCGCGGAGGACAGAUGGCAUCACUAAUACUCCACCCUCCCCUUUGGAGCAGAAGCCUCCCUCUGUCCCUCUCUCCGCCUGCCUCGACUCGUUCCUCUUGCUUCCUCUCGCUCUCCCAACGAUCGCUCCACGGGAAGCAGUCAGACUGCGCUAAAGCCAUGUAAAUGUUAGAAUCUGACAUGGGUGUGUCCACUGUUUCAUAUUGAAAACACUAUAAUGGAGGAGUUUAGUUAUAAGGGGAGAGGCAGGGGGAGGGCGUGUGAUGUCAGGGGCAAGAUGUAUGUAUGUGUUUUGAUUUUAUUAUUUGUCCUUUGUAUGGUUUCCACGGGGAUAAGGCGUGAGAAGGACAGAAAGCAGAGUUUCCUUAUCGCUCGUUUUCCGCUCAACCAGCACGAGGCCAGUAUUUUGAUAACCUGUACUGCUGCACAGCAUGCGAUCUCGACGUACUAACCCGCUUCAGCGAGAACCCCGCAAUUUACUCUGCUUGUGUAACGUUGUGGGUCAGCUUAAUGAACCAUUUGUUAAUAAGCUGAGCCUGGUGACCCCCGGAAAAACAUCCAGGCUAAAUCUAGGGAAGUGGCGCCGUUGGUGUGUUUUGACACCAACAUUAAUUUCUUUGUUUUCCUUCGACAGACGGACUGAUUACAGUAACUAUUGUCACAUAGUUGUGUUAUUUUAGAAUUCCUGCCCUGUCUCUCGGUCUGUUGUCGUGACACUCGGCUCAAACCCCUUCGCGUUCGUCCUGUUCGGCUUUUACCGUUUAUUUUUAUUUUUUAGUUGCCGCUUUGUUUGAGGAUCGGCUGUUUCUAUGGCUCUGGUUGAACUCGUUGCUGGUGCCAUUUCGUCUUUUUAGCCUGAUCUCUUACUCACAAACACAGUGCACGUGCACCUCACCUUUGGCUCCUGUGCUGACUUUGAAACACUGGUUUAGAGGAGUGCGGUUUACUCCUUCUGGUACUUUCGCGAUAAACGCGAAGAAACGGAGGAACAAAACUGUUGUAGAAAACUGACAUGCAGAGCAUUAACGCCUACCCAAAAUACCUAUAAUGUGGACCAAACAGGUUUUGGAUGGAUAGUCUUUUAUUUAUUUUCUUUUGAGGAAAAGCCUCAUUGGUUCUACACAUCUUGGUCUUCUAGAAUCAUUAAUAGAACUGAUCCGAUGCAAAGUGUAACCCUCUCUUGUGCGCCGCACCACCCGUCAUACGGUGGUAGCCUGGUUUUUAAGAGUCUUGUCCCGUAGACUAGAAAAUUCAUGGCAGCUCCAUCUUCAUAAAACCUGUUUUUUAAACGUAACUGAACACAGGAAGUGCAGCUCACGUGUUCUCGGGUGCCGUUUGGAAAGGGACAGGAAAUCUCACACAGGUCCUCGUUGGUUUAUUUGACCCCCUUUUUUUUAAAGUUCGAUACACAAUGUCUGGCAGUGUUUCAAGUGCAUACAGUUUGCACGCUUCUAAGUGUCAGAAUGUGUGUGCAUGUGUAUCAAACCUUUAGUUCUUGCAAAGAAAACUUAACUAUGUCAGUAGUUGGUAUGAUGAAACUGUUUAGCUUGCUGUUUAGUAAAGAGCAUGUGGAAGAUGGGGGGGAAAGGAGGGAUAAAUUUGGUUCACUAUAACACUUCUUGUUUUUCCUUGUUAGAGACCAAGUCUGCACUGAGAAAUCACAAAACUCAAGCUCAGUGUGUGGUCAGUAGUCCUACAGCCGCACCCUUUUCUUACCCGCCUAUAAGGAAAACAAAAAAAAAAAAGCAUCCGUGUUCUGUCUCCCCGUGCGCCAGAGCCAGGACUGUAGCUCUUGUGGUUUUUACAAGGACCGUGUGCCACAGCACAUUAAGUGUGUUCAGUAACGGAACGGAUGUGACACCAAGUCAGGCUAACUCUGGUGAGCAGUUUUAGUCCCCUGAAAGCCUGACCAACCAUCUCGUCUGUCCGUGUGACCGAGUGUGUGUGUGUUUGAGAGAGAUUGUGUGCAGGAGAGGUGACCACUGUUCAUGUACAGCAUAAUGUCAAUGAUGAUGCUUCUCAUGUGCACAGUAUCGUAUGCUGGAGAUGUACACAAUGUGCUGGGAAUAAAUGAUUUCAUAACUUUC